AUGAACAGUACUGUAAACAGGAAGUACUUUCAUUUUAUCCUAAAGUCCGAGUGGAAUGUUUUAAGGGCCUAAAAACAGCAAACCAAGUCUUAUUACUGUCCAAUAGGCAACGUCCUCCCACAAACUCAUUAGCCAGAAAGGAAGACAGCGGGAUUUGCGGUUGUUGACCUUGUACUAUUGGUCCCUGAGAUGACAUCACAGCAACCUCAAAUCCACGGUGGGGCUAUUCAUCACCAGGUUGCCCACAAUGACUCAGCUCAACAAGCCCACCCUCAUAUUCAGCCUCAUUAUCUUGACUCAAACCCGAGCGGCGCCACCGCUGGCCGUCUGGACAACAGAGCUCUCGCGCGCCGUCCGGGAUGCUCCAGUUUGGCAACAACGAGCGGCGUUCCAGCCUGUCUUGUAAACUCCAGCAUAUCCAAAGGAUCGAGGAGUUUCGAGCCCUGGCCUGAAGAGGCGGUGGACAAGUCACAUGGGUUGAACUCGCUCCACCGUAUGUUUGAUAUAGUCGGAGCGCAGCUCACUCACCGGGACGUUAGAGUACUGUCGUUUUUGUUCGUUGAUGUGAUUGACGAAUAUGAGCGUGGUGGCAUCAGGAGUGGAAGGGAUUUCUUGCUGGCGCUGGAGCGUCAAGGUCGCUGUGACGAGACCAACUUUCAACAUGUGCUCCAGCUUCUGAGGAUUAUCACUCGUCACGACCUUUUGCCUUACGUCACACUGAAGAAACGCCAGCCCGUGUGCCCAGAUCCUGUUGACAAGUACCUGGAAGAGACGUCAGUGCGCUACAUUUCACCUAGAGGAGGCAUAAAGGGCAGGGACUGUGUGCCUCACAGAAUGACAGGACCCUAUGUUGGCCCAUCCCGAAUGAAAGCAGCUCCUGUACCGAACGGCUUGUGGAAGAGAAGCCAUUCGUCAGCUGACUUCAGAGAAAAGCAAACUUGUGAUAUCCGUCUGCGUGUCCGUGCUGAAUAUUGCCAGCACGACUCCGCCCUUCAGGGCAACAUCUUUUCCAACAAGCAAGAGGUUGUGGAGCGACAGUUUGAACGCUUCAACCAGGCCAACACCAUCCUCAAAUCCCGAGACUUGGGCUCCAUCAUCUGUGACAUCAAGUUCUCUGAGCUCACUUACUUGGAUGCUUUCUGGAGAGACUAUAUCAAUGGCUCGUUGUUAGAAGCCCUGAAAGGAGUUUUCAUCACAGAUUCUCUUAAGCAGGCAGUGGGCCACGAGGCUAUAAAACUAUUGGUCAAUGUCGAUGAGGAGGAUUACCAGGCGGGGCGUCGCAGACUUCUUUGUAAUUUGGUGACGAGUGGCGAUCCUCCCGGAGGUAUCAAAGACUGCGUGUCUUAGACGUGAGCGCAAGCAAACAGAAGGAAUACAACUGUGCCUCUCCUUUGGGAAUUGAAAAAGAUGUGAGGAUGUUGCACAUGUGGUACCCAUGUCUGGAAUGUGUGUAUGUGUCUGGAAUUCCAGCAAUCCCACUGAUUCAUUUAGCGCAAUGGUCGGAGGAUAGUUGGUAGCCCCAACGUAUAGCAUGCAAGGGGUUUGGGGACUGCCAGUGAAAAGAAGUAGGUAACGCAUACAGUUUUACAUUCAUUUGAAUAUGAAUCUAUUCAUUUUCUUGAAGGGAGAACAUGUAUUUUGUCUUAUUUACGCUGAUUUUGAUAAAGAAAAUCCUCAGUGGUGUCAAGUUACUCCUAGUGGGGGAUGUACCGAUUUUUUUUUUUAUUUUUUUUUUCAGAUAAUUUAUUUUUUCAGGUCAGAUUGGUUGUAUUAACCCAUUUAGAAAAUGUUCAGUAUGUUCUGUAAAACAGCAACUUAAGUAGGCUCACAGGUAGUGUUUUUAUGUUUGUGUUUUCCACCUGUAUGUCUAAGACCAUUUUGUACUAACAUGACUGAUUAUUGCAAAGAUAUUUCAUAUUUAGUUUCAACUGAAGUUGGAGGAUGUUUCCUUCAUGUUUCAUAUACUAUUUUUACCACCAAAUCACCAAGUUGUUUUAAAUAUUAUUUGUCACGAGAACAAUAUAUGGUGGAAGUGAACAUGGUUGCCAUUAAAAUCAUUGGGAUUUUGACUGAUGUAAAGUCACUGGAAAAAGGAAGUCCACUUUUCAGUUCGACAAUUACAUAUCAUUAUGUUAUGGGGGGAAAUGUGCUCCUUAUUUGGUUUUAAAUGGGACAUAUAGUGGAAAAAGGACUUUUUAAUUGCUUGUAUUCAAAUUAAUGGGUCCUUGGAGACCCUUUGUCACCCAUCAAGUAUAAACAUUACACAACCAUUUGUUUUGUGAAGUGCCUAAGUCGGAAUAUUUGUCCCUUACCAAACUGUUCAGAUUUUUGUCCUGUAACAGUUGGGCUAAUUUAUAAAUAAUAACCCCCCCCCCCCCCCCCACACACACACACACACACUGAGUUUCACUCAUGGUUAGUGCUUGGGUGAAGCCAUUUAUUAUCAAACAACUGUGUUUACUCUUUUUAAAUCAUAAUGACAACAGAAACUACGCACAUGACCCUGAUCAAAAGUUUAGAUGCCCUUGAGAUUUUGGCCUGAUAACAUGCACACGUUGACACAAAUGGGUUUGAAUGGUUACUAAAGGUAACCAUCCACACCUGUGAUAUGUCUGCUUGUAAUCAGUGUGUGUAUAAAGGUUCAGUGAGUUGCUGGACUUCUGACAGACACUUGCACUGAUAUCUCUGGAUUCUGAUUCAUGGGGAAAGCAAAGGAAUUGUCAAAAGAUCUGCGGGAAAAGGUCAUUGAACUGUCUAAAACGAGAAAGGGAUAUAAGGAGAUAUCCAAGGAACUGACAAUGCCAAUCAGCAGUGUCCAAACUCUAAUUAAGAAGUGGAUAAUGAGAGAUUCUGUUGAAACCAAACCACGAACAGGUCGACCAACAAAGAUUUCUGCCACAGGCCAGGAAGAUUGUUCGAGAUGCAAAGAAAAACCCACAGAUGACUUCAGCUGAAAUACAGGACUCUCUAAAAAGUGGUGUGGAGGUUUCAAGAUGCACAAUAAGAAGAAAAAUGGGCUGCAUGGUCGAGUCGCCAGAAGAAAGCCAAUACUAUGCCAAUGCCACAAAAAAAGUACGCUUACUGUUUGCCAAACAGCACAGAGACAUUUCUCAAAACUUGUGUAACAAAAUAAUUUGGAGUGAUGGGAGUCAAGAAGGCCUAUGAUGAAAGGCACACCAUUCCUACUGUGAAAUAUGGAGGUGCAUCGCUGAUGUUUUGGGGAUGUGUGAGCUACAAAGGCACAGGAAGCUUGGUCAAAAUUGAUGGCAAGAUGAAUGCAGCAUGUUAUCAAAAAAUACUAGAGUAAAAAUUUGCACUCAUCAGCCCUGAAGCUGCACAUGGGAUGUACUUGGAUAUUCCAACAUGUUAAUGAUUCAAAACACAAAGCCAAGUCGACCUGUCGGUGGCUACAGCAGAAUAAAGCGGAGUGGCCAUCUCAGUCUCCUGACCUCAAUAUCGUUGAGCCACUGGGGAGAUCUCAAGUGUGCAGUUCAUGCAAGACAGCCCAAGAAUUUACAGGAACUGGAGGCCUUUUGCCAAGAAGAAUGGGCAGCUUUACCAUCAGAGAAAAUAAAGAGCCUCAGCCACAACUGCCACAAAAGACUCCAAGCUGUCAUUGAUGUUAAAGGGGGCAAUACAUGGUAUUGAAAACUGGGGUAUGUAAACUUUUGAUCACGGUCAUUUGAUUACUUUCUGUUGUCAUUAUGAUUUCGAAAGAGUAACCAGAGUUGUUUGAUAAUAAAUGGCUUCACCCAAGCACUAACUGUGAGUGGAAGAGGUUUUUGUGUUAUCAUUCUUAUUCUCUGAAAAAUGGCCAAGAAAUCAUAAAUUAUUUCAGGGUAUGUAAACCUAUGGGCGCAACUGUAUGGCAGGACUACACGGAAGCGCGAUGAUGUCAAUUUAAAAGCUAAGCAGAGCUGCAAUGUUGUUGGAUGUGCGUAUUAGCAUUAGCUUCUGAUAAACCGCACCUAAACACAACAUAUAUUACGUACAUGGUAGCAGUCACAUAGCCACCACAGCCAAAAACCCAUAUCAACUGCGUGCAAACAUACACAAACUGACAUCAGGUUCACAACUGCAUGUGUUGGACUUUAUCUCACGCAUAUAGAUGAAAUAGGACUGCCUCUCCAUGUUGCACGUGAUGCCCGCAUCCGGAAUGUGUGAGUGUGUCUCUGGUUUUCCUGCAAUCCCACCGAUUCAUUUAGAGCCCGGGUAUCAAACUUGUCCCUCAUCUAAUACAGUAUGUUCCACAUCCUUGAGUUUGACACUGUGAUUUAGAGCA
Phycodurus eques (leafy seadragon) is the source of this 4282-nucleotide messenger RNA. RefSeq names its product death effector domain containing (gene dedd). Gene Ontology annotation, cellular component: nucleolus. The record is from RefSeq and is a predicted model, not a curated record. Gene Ontology annotation, biological process: regulation of apoptotic process; extrinsic apoptotic signaling pathway via death domain receptors; apoptotic process. Bases 190 to 1347 code for a protein of 385 amino acids. NCBI's taxonomy places the organism in Eukaryota, Metazoa, Chordata, Actinopteri, Syngnathiformes, Syngnathidae. The transcript is spliced from 5 exons. Gene Ontology annotation, molecular function: protein binding; DNA binding.